AGUGCUGUCCUAUAUCGGUCGGUCAUUGCGCAGGAAGGGGAGGAUCAGGACGUACCCAGCCGACUGACAUCCACCAAAAUGGACAAUGCCACAGAGGAAACCAACACCAAUGGAACAGCUGAUGUCUCGGACUCUCCAGAGGCCGACCAAGACACGCCAGAAUCCAGCGGACUGCCAGAACCAACCCUCCCGCCCAAACCGUUUGAACCUGUCUUCACAGUUAAGGUGACGGACGCAGCCAAGGAUGGGGAAGUGGUGAAGUACACCUUGAAGACCACAAAAAUCAAGUCUGACAGUGAGGAGUACAAGGUGGUGCGGCUGUAUGAGGACUUCGAGUGGCUGGAACAUUGCCUCAUCACACAGAACAACAUCGGAGGCAUCAUUGUACCCCCACUGCCUCCCAAACCCUCUACAACAGCCCAGAGUGCAGAGGCAAGGUCAAAAAAGCAGCUGGGCAACAAGAAAAGACAUGGAUCAGAUGAUGAUGAAGGUAAUGACAUUAAGCUGGUGGUGGGGGAUGAGUUUGAGAAAGACUGCAGAAGUCUGGAGAAGUACUUACAUCUGGUAGUUACCCACCCUAUCCUGGGUCAGGAUGAAUCCAUCACCAAGUUCCUGACAGUGAGGGAGGCUCCUACAAGAGCCAAGUUGAAGAAGAGCAUCUUCAGUAAUCUAUCUAAGGCUGUGGGUGAGGCAAGAAAAGGGGGACACAAGGAUGUUAACGAGUUUUUCCAGAAGGAAAGAGACACAGUUAAUGAGGUUUCUGUACAAAUGAAGGAAGCAAAAGAGAAUUUUAUGAAGAUUGUCUAUGGCGAACAGAGGGUAGCUGUUGGGCUGUCCCAUCUGUCCACAGCUCUGCACUUAGGAGGACAACUACAAGAGGGCGCUGAUGUAGUAGUCAACAAACUUUUCACACAGUUUUCAGAAGGUUUAGAAGAUGCAAAGCAAGGUUUGGAGGUGAUGGCAGUAAAUGAUGAGAACACCUUAGGGUUCUCCUUAGACCUUUACUCACGAUACCUGGAAGCAGAAAAGGAAAUGCUGUACAGGAGAACGUGUAAGAUGAUGGAAUUUGAGGCAGCCUCUAAAGCUGUGGAGAAGGCCAAGCCACAGAAGAGAGAAAUGGCAGUGGCAGCAAGGGACAAAGCUGAGAAGGAGUUUGAAGACAUCUCCAAGGCGGCAGAGAAAGAAUUGAAGAACUUCCACCAUCAGCGGGUCCUGACAUUCCAGGACAGUCUGGUCCGACACGCCGACGCCAAGGUCAAGGCCGCCCGAGACACAUACGCGCUUCUCACCAAGUGUGUCACAGCACUCAAAACACUGGACACCAGCUUUAAACCACUGUAAGGCUUCAACAGGGAACUCCACAGUAGCAACAUACAGCUCACCCCUAUGCAGUCCAAUUCUAGGAAAAACAUGUGAUACAAAAACAAGACUAUAGAGUAGAUAUUGCCCGACAAUUGAAUCGACCAUCCUGGAAAAUUGCCACUGAAAACGUCACCAGUGCUUUGGUCUGUAAAAUAGGAGGGAAAUGUGAUUUGACAGAUGUAGAUGUGGGUGCCAGACAUCGUACAAUGCAGCUUUAGUGUGCACUGAGCAUCACAGAAUUACAUGUACAUGUAGUAUGUAAAAAUAUAGGAAGGGUACAGACAAGUCCUGUACUUAUCAAGGGUUAGAAGAACUGUUUCUUGAACCCAUCUUGAACAGAAUUCUCAAGUGCUCUAGCACUAUCAUUGAUAAAUAAGUUGUCAUUUGGGUAAUUUGUCCUGUGUAAGAGAAGCCAUUUGCCCUGUCCAAGCUUUUUUCGCCAGGGAGUAUGUUUGCAUGUAGUGCCUUCAGGAUUGGCUAUGGUUCUUAGUUUUGUCAUGAGAGCUGAGCUCAGAAAAACAACCACACAGUAGCAAAACACAAUGGAAUACGAUUGUAACAUCAACUUCAAUGUGAAUUGAUAAGUGUUGUGCAGAAUGAAGACUUGUGUAUAGCUGAAUGAGUUAACUAGUUUAAGCUGCCCUUCUUGAGCUCAUUCGUAAUGGAACAAAGUCAUGUACAAAGUAAUCUUUCAUGUCCGUAAAAAAUAAAUUUGCCAUUUGAAAACUUAACAAUUAUUGAAAACAACCUGUACAUGUCCCCUUAGUGUAAUGUGCUCUGUUGGAAAAACAAGAUAAGAAGACCACUUGUCGUUAAUCAGUGAAAAGUUGAAGUCUGGGCCAGAAUGUAGUUAAAGACAAGGUGCAAUCGUAAAAGACAUUUGAUAUACAAAAUGUAUAUGAAUAGAAUGGCUGCAAUGGCAGCUGUUAAAAGUUUUGUGCUAAAAUAUCCUAAUUGUUAAAAGUUAUUUGUGAAUGCAUUCCUUAUGUUAGGUGCUAACAGUUGUUAGAUCCAUGCUUUGUAAAAAUGUGAUGGCUUUAUAAUGUUCAAAUUAUGGACAGCUGUAUGCCUGAUGAUGAUGAUGACAUGACUCUACAAUGAAGCUAAGCUGGCAUGGCUUUAAAAUGGCAGAAAAACAGUGCAAAUUUAUAUCAUGGCAACCCAGCAAAUGGUGGCGUUGGAAGAGACAAUAGAAUAAGAAAAAGUCGAAAGUUUCUGAAAUUGCAUAUUGCCAGUUGGGGUCAUUGUUAAUCCAGCUUUGAGGCUUUUUCAAAAUGUCUUGUAAUUCCAGACAAUGUGACUCUACAGAUAGUUGGCAAUUUUGAAUGAUGCAUAAUCUUGAAUGAUGCAUAAUCUUGUCCAACCCUCAAUGAUUGUAAUCAGUGGGUAAUGUAUAUGUAAUGUCUAGCAGGUCCAACACAUCCAUGUGUAGCUCAUAGGUUGUUCAUUCAGUUACAGUAAUUUUCUUCUAUCUUUCAGAGGAUUUAUUUUUAGUUGGGGUAAUUUUUUUCAUUACUUGAAAAAGCCUCUCUAUAAACCCCAGUAAAUACAAACAUAUCUACAUGUCACUACUGACUACAUGUUCUGAUAUCUCGGUUAUCGUAAUUGACCAAUCAUUCAUCAUUGGUCUUUCUACUAGGUUGUAAGAAUGAAUUCUUUAGACAAGAGGGUGAUUCCAGGUCUUAAUUUAAAUGUUGCACCCGUAAAUGUAGCUCUGCACAUUGCUUUAAAAGCAAUUUGUGAAAUCUUUCAUUAUGAUUUAACAUAAAAAGUACAUAAAUGUGCAUCCAUGUGUACAUAAACAUUGUCAGCAAAUGGUACUGAAAUAAAAGUAAGCUUGGUGAUAAGUCUGAAGAUAGCCAUAGAAGGAAAGUCCAAUGACAAUGGCUUUAAAAAAAAGUCUUAUACAAGCUCUGAAUAAAACUACACCUUUACCUUGGAAGUAGACUAGGUAAAGUGAAUGUGAUAGUGUUCCAUGUCACCAUGUACCAUUUUGCUUGAUACUGUGUAGAGGAUACGUGAGCUGGAGAAACAAUCAUUUUUUUGCAAACUUUAUUACAAUGAGGUGAGUACAACAGUCUUCUCCAGCUACUUAUUGUCAUACUGAUGACUAAAAUGAUUAUUAUAAUUAUGAAUGGCUCUUGCUUGAAGUAAUACAAAGAUUAUCAGAACAAGUUUUAUGACUUUUAUUAUAGCUGUAAUAAAGAAUUACAAUGAUGAAUAUGGCAUCCGUAUCGCCAAGAAAA
Branchiostoma floridae (Florida lancelet) is the source of this 3608-nucleotide messenger RNA. Its product is annotated as sorting nexin-5-like. Bases 79 to 1341 code for a protein of 420 amino acids. Lineage: Eukaryota; Metazoa; Chordata; Leptocardii; Amphioxiformes; Branchiostomatidae. The record is from RefSeq and is a predicted model, not a curated record. The transcript has 16 exons. Gene Ontology annotation, molecular function: phosphatidylinositol binding.